CUUGUGAACCUCGAUCAUCACGGGUAUACGCCCAACCCUGAUGAUUUGUAGGGGUUUUUCCUGACGUCCUAUUUGCGUUCUAGUGCUAAGAUGAACGCGACUUCCUUCUGGCUCCUACGAUUAACCAAGAGACUGUCAGGCAGCUGCUAUAUUUCCAUGAUAUCAAUGCAGAUUUUUGUUUGCCUGGACGAAUACAAGUAGUAUUGAGUAGCGCAAGUUCAAGACGACAAACUAUGCUGCAUUCCCCAACGCUGGUUUACCCUGAUCAUGACCACUUGAGCUUAGCGCAAGUUAGCAAGUCUUAGCGGCACGCCCAGACCACGCGUUCCCGCCUAUAUUUCUGCUCUUCCUUCCCUCUGCUCCCACCCACAACAACCCACGACAAAAAGUAAGUGUACCCCAUUGCUCUGGCGACUACCGAGAUUGCUAACCAACUCACACAGCAACGAUGGGUAACUACAAUGAGAACACUGCCCAGGACUCCUCUGCCACUGGCAUGAGUUCUGCGUCACGAUCCCAGCCCGGCGUCACCCGUGAGGGACGUCCAGCUGCAGUUGUCGAGCGUGAUGGUACCCGAGAGGGCCGUCGCGUAUCCAACUAUGAGCAAGGCCCUGUCCAGGAGGCAGGUCCUACUCCCAUCUUCAAGUUCGGGCAAGGCCCUGUCCAAGAGGCAGGUCCUGUCUCCUUCAUCAAGCUCGAGCCAGGUCUCUCUGGCGACGACAAUGACGCUGUGCCUGACGUUGAUCAUGGCCCAGCUGCAUCGUCGGCGUCCAAGGGCAAGGGCAAAGGCAAGUCGCCAGCGCAGUAUGCCUGGGAGUCGGAAUCGCUCACGCUCGAACAGAGAGUGAGCGCAUUCAACAAGUUCACGACGAGUGCCGCCGAGAUGCGGAGAGUAUGGGAAGCUGGUGGUAAGCCGGCAUGCCCAGCGUGCGGAGUCGCUCACCCUCCGCCGUGCGUACCACAGACGGGAGGCCGCAAGGCUGCCAUGAGGCUGGGUACCCAGCUCCAGAGAGAUCUUUCUGCUGCGCGAAAGCGCGAUCUGGACACGCCGGCCCAAGGCAAAGGCCAGAAGAGCAAGUACAUGUUCUGCAAGAACUGCGCAAAGACGCACAUUGGCGGUGCAAGUGAGUGCAAGGCACCACUAUGCCGAACCUGCAGCCUCAAUCACUUCUCGAGUGAACGCUGCAGCAGUGCGGUAGAGCGUUUCCGCGCCGCGGGUCUUCUGAAGAGAGAUGAGAGCGCGGCUGCCCAACCCUCUCGAGGCCAGGGUAAGCAGCCAGACAAGAGCAAGCAGCUGCUUACUGAGGAAGACCUGGAGAUGAUGGCCGCGAUGAUGGCAUCGGCCAGCACAGAUCAGGCUGGAGCUCUUGCCCAACUGUUGAACCACCUGGGUGAGAAAAGGAAGGCGGAGGCGGAGGCGCUGGAGUCGGAAGAGGCUCAGCCACCGCCGAAGAAGACGAAGAAGGCCGAGUCAGAAGACACGAGCCAGAAGUCUGAUGGCAACGCGAACCGUCCCAAGUAUGGCGGUAGGAAGGGACCGGGGGGCGCUUCGAGCCUCAACGGUACUCCUUACUCGCAUCGCUAAGGCAGUACCAUCGCAGGAGACAACCUGGGUAAAAAACAAGCCCGGGAAGCUCGUCGUCCACGUCGUCCGGGCGGGAACUUCACGUCUCUCGAUCAGAGAGCGUGUUGCUAAUCCGAGCAUCCACGAAUUCAGUUCUCCAAUUUCCAGUAAGUCCAGCCAUUCAUAUAUCUCUUGAUGCUCGUUGCU
Molecule: messenger RNA, 1771 nt
Organism: Dothidotthia symphoricarpi CBS 119687
Lineage: Eukaryota; Fungi; Ascomycota; Dothideomycetes; Pleosporales; Dothidotthiaceae
Exons: 1
Coding region: 449-1585 (378 amino acids)
Source: RefSeq, a predicted model, not a curated record